AAGGUGCUGUCAAACCUCAUCAUUUACCAGCUCAGCCUCUUACCGAUAAAAAUGUUGGAUUUAUGCCAAGUUGGUACGGGAGCAAUAUAAAAGAGACGCAGUUGUUGCUUUUGCAUCAGACUGAUAUAAUAAUAUUCUGUACACUAGAACUAGCACAGAAUCAAGUCAUGCGGCUGUUGCUGAUAUUAGCGUUGUCCUCGCUGGUCCACUCGGCUCCUAUCAUUAACACGUCCCUGCCACUGGACUGUGAAGAUGUUUACAACCUAAAGAUAGGAGAAAUGAAUGGCACCUCUGUUCCCAAUGGAGUGUACACCAUUUACCCAGGAGGGUCUAAUAAUCCUCUGGAGGUGUACUGUGAUAUGGGCUGCCAGGAAGAUGGUAGCCACCAGGAUGAGAAGUGGACAGUGAUUCAGAGGAGAAUCAACGGCAGUGUGAGUUUCUAUCUGCCAUGGGCACAGUAUAAGGAAGGGUUUGGUGAUCCCGCUGGUGAAUACUGGCUAGGACUGGAGAACAUGUACAUUAUGACCAACACGGAGAAGUAUCAGUUGAGAGUGGACAUGGAGGAUUUUGAGAAAGGCAGUGCCUAUGCCCAGUACACUAUAUUCUCUGUCAACCAAGAGUCCACUAACUACAUGCUGAAUAUCGGAGGCUACAUCAAUGGAGGAGCAGGUGAUUCUUUGUCCUAUGUGAAUGGAAGAGGUUUUUCAACCUUUGACAAAGAUCCAACAGGAAACUGUGCAGAGACUUAUUCUGGAGGAUUCUGGUACUACUGGGGGUACUACUGGUACUGGUCACAAUGCCACUAUGCCAACCCCAAUGGCCUGUACAAAUACAAUAAUGUGUAUGGCACACCAUACACAGGGAUCAUGUGGCAGACCUGGAAAGGUUACUACUCUCUGAAGACCAUCGUGAUGAAGAUCAGACGAACAAAUCUGGAAGAUCUCUGAACCCCUUAGUUUUCCAGAUCUAGAAAGAUAGACAAGUAGAAUAGAGAGAAAGGCUAAAAUCUCUGUAUGCUGCUGGUGGUGGAUUUUCAGUAAAAUGUCAAGAUCUACAUAUCCAUUAAUCCUAAUCUUUAAUAUUAGGUUUAUCCUGUGGUACAUACCCCUUUAAUGUCCCUCAAUCUCUGCUGUAUUAGUUUUCUUUAGGUAACAAUGUCUUACUUACUUUGUACCUCUUAUAAUAAAAAGUAAAUGAAAGUCCAAUGAAAAUCCAAUAUAUUGUGAUUGAAAUAAAGAUUGAGCAAAUGAAGUCUGA
Hemibagrus wyckioides is the source of this 1257-nucleotide messenger RNA. RefSeq names its product microfibril-associated glycoprotein 4-like. Lineage: Eukaryota; Metazoa; Chordata; Actinopteri; Siluriformes; Bagridae. The record is from RefSeq and is a predicted model, not a curated record. Gene Ontology annotation, biological process: elastic fiber assembly. The transcript has 5 exons. Bases 63 to 947 code for a protein of 294 amino acids.